Zootoca vivipara (common lizard) is the source of this 1503-nucleotide messenger RNA. The record is from RefSeq and is a predicted model, not a curated record. Lineage: Eukaryota; Metazoa; Chordata; Lepidosauria; Squamata; Lacertidae.
AUGGAAUGUGGAAAGACGUUCAGCCGGAAGGAAUACCUUACAACACACCAGCGAACUCACACAGGGGAGAAACCAUUUCAGUGUUUGGAGUGUGGGAAGACUUUCACUCGUAGUGGAAAUCAUGCAAGACAUCAACAAACUCACACAGGGGGAAAACCAUUUAAAUGCAUGGAAUGCGGAAAGUGCUUCAAUGUAGGUGAAAAGCUUUCAAGACACCUACGAAUUCACACAGGGGAGAAACCAUUUAAAUGUAUGGAAUGUGGAAAGUCGUUUAGCCAGAAAGGACACCUUACUGCACACCAGCAAACUCACACAGGGGAGUACCAAGUGUGGAAAGACAUUUGCUGAUGCUGGAACCCUUAGAAAAAUCUACGAACUCACACGGGUGAGCUCCGCUACCGUAUUAGGCUCAUCGGCUAGACUGUCAGCUUUUAAAGAAGGUAUCUGAAGAAGUGUGCAUGCACACGAAAGCUCAUACCAAAAUAAAAACUUUGUUGGUCUUUAAGGUGCUGCUGGAAGGAAUUUUUUAAUUUUGUUUCGACUACGUCAAACCAACACAGCUACCUACCUGUAACUAGAGCUUUUAAAGAGGUUGCAAAGUACCUCAGCAACUUUCAAUGAAAAGCCCCAAGCAGCCAGUUCAAAGUGGAAGAAUACAAUAUAUCUGCCACCAGCAUGGCAUGAUCUACAAUCAUGCCAAAAGGGGAGGGGCUAGAAAAGGUGCCCUAAACAUAGUCUGCCUCCCUUUUUACCUGACUGGAUUAACACGCCCAGUGAGGUCACCACCCAGCAGUCGUAAAAGACGAUUGAACUUUGGAACAUGGAAUAUAUGGACUUUGUCGGAUAACACAGAUAAUGAGCGUCCCGAAUGUAGAACUACCAUCGCCGCAAGAGAGCUGCAACGUUUCCCAUCGUUCUUGUGAAGCAGAGCUUCAAGAACCAGCCACAUUGGAAUCUUUCUUUUGACGAUAUGUGCAGCGCACAACCUUGUUAUUACCAAUGCACUCUUUCAACAAAAAAUUUAAUUUAAAACAUCAUGGAGGCACCCUCGGUCAAACCACUGGCACCUCUUAGACUAUGUAAUUGUCCAAGCUGAAGAUCGCCGUGAUGUGCUCCUUACCAGAGCUUUGACGAGUGCCAACGAGUGCAGGACAGAUCACCCAUUAAUACACUCCACGGUGGAUAUCAAGAUUAUACCUCACAUGAUGUGAACUUCAAAUCGUUCUUCCAAAGUUUUCCCCAUAAAUUAAAAUCUAUAUUAUGUCCUCUAUCUAUUGCCCAGUGUGUCAUAGAAGCUUUGACAAGCUGAUAUUUUGUUUCCCACUCUAAUAACAAAUUAUACAUUUUAGAGAGGUGUUUUUCUUUAUUUUGUAAAAGUUCUUUUUCAAAUCGUGAGCUUUGGUUCAAAGGUUUUAAUCUUUAAGAAAUUAGUGUAUUUUAAUAUUUCUGUUGGAAGCCGCCCAGAGUGGCUGGGGAAACCCAACCAGAUGGGCGGGAUAUAAA